This is a messenger RNA of Striga asiatica, 348 nucleotides long. The record is from the annotation of a GenBank genome assembly. Lineage: Eukaryota; Viridiplantae; Streptophyta; Magnoliopsida; Lamiales; Orobanchaceae.
AUGUGUCUCUCUCUCCUCCUCUCACGGGUUUCAAGCCUGCAACAGGAAAAAAAAAAAGAAAAAGAAAAAAGAAAGAAAUUUCAGACACAAUUCACUCGCCGACGUCCGCUCGUCGACGUCGUCAGUGGCCAAAACAGCAGCGUCGGCUACGACGACAUGCCCCUGAGGCUGAUUUCUGUCUCUCCGGCGGCCACAUCAGCAGUGCCGGCUACGACGACGUUCUACGGGGGUACAGCAUCACCGUCGGCCACCGCACGCAGGUGCCUCAAGCGACAGCUUCUGCAUCUCCAGCGGCCGCAAGAAACGGCUUUAUGCCUCUCCGGCAGCGUCAAUCCGGCGCCGCUCUAG